AUGGAAAACAACACUUUUACACAUAUUCAAAAUUCUCCAUCCAUAUCUAAUCAUUCAUCAAAUAGUGAUACAAUUAUAACAACUACUCCAAAUUCAUUUGUUCUUUCACCAACAAUAAACACAAUAUCAGCAACAACGUCAUCCUUACAAGUCUUAGAGACUAUUCCUGUCACUCGAUCAAUUCAAGUUUACUCUGACAAUAAUAAUAACGGAUCAAAUAUAAUUAUUACUCAACCAACAUUUAAAAAAUUAUUAAGUGAAACAAUCAAACAAGAACAAGUGGAAGAUAAUUCUGUACAAGAAGAUUAUUCUAUAGCGAAAAAUAAAUUAACAAUUAAUCAAUCGACAACAAAUAAUAAUCAACAACCAACAGUAAUUACUGCUGUAAAUCUUGAUCCACGUGAAACAAUAAACGGUCUUUCAACUAUUUCGAUGUCAAUGGCGAAUGUUGGUGCUCAUAUUAUGUCUACUUUAAAUUCAGGUCAUUUACCAGAUGGUGCCGGAACUUAUUUUGUCUCGAGUUUGCCAAGUGAUCUAGCUUCUAGUUAUAAAUUGCUUCCAUCAUCGAAUUCUGAUCUGCCAUCUCCAUCGAAUUCAUCAAAUUCUUCGAAUCCUUCGUCAUCAAAUCAUCAUCAUCCACAUCAUCAAGUAAAAAGACAUGGUGAAGGUAAUGAUCCCACUCGAAAACGAGAAAUGCGUUUGCAAAAGAAUCGUGAAGCAGCGCGUGAAUGUCGUCGUAAGAAAAAAGAAUAUAUAAAAUGUCUUGAAGAACGAGUAACUGGACUUGAAAAUCAAAAUAAAGCAUUAAUUGAAGAAUUAAGACAAUUAAAAGAAUUGUAUUGUCAACGAGAAGAAACGAAUAAUAAUACGAAUAAUAAAACGACAAACGCAACACGUUAG
This is a messenger RNA of Rotaria sp. Silwood2, 900 nucleotides long. NCBI's taxonomy places the organism in Eukaryota, Metazoa, Rotifera, Eurotatoria, Philodinida, Philodinidae. The record is from the annotation of a GenBank genome assembly.